GCCUCAUGACCUGUUGUUUCAAAAGUCUUCUCGCUCGAAGCCUGUCAUCUUCACUUCCUUAAAAGUGCAAACCUGCCGCCCUCAUCAUCAUGAGGACCUGAUGAGAUACUUGAUGCUCCAUGAACCAUGACAAGGUUCACGAGGGCCCCUAUAUUCAAUAUUCGUAGAAGGAAAGAUGUACCCGGGACACAUCGCAUAAUACACGCGCUUGCAUCUUCCAUUCUCCACAUCCACAUACAUAUAGUAAGGAUAAUGCUUGGUAUCGGGGCGGAUGGGCACAUCAGGUAUACCCCAAGUCAUUGCUGGAAAGAUCCAGAUCUUCAUCAGAAUAGCCUGAGCGCCAUCCGUCAAAACCUUUUGCAUUCGAUUCAAUAAGUCGCCAUACUUGCCAUUCCUGACUGCCUCGAAGCCUCUUACUGUUUGAUAAAUAGCGUCGAAAACAUGCAGAAAUCGAGUGUUGUCUUCUUCGGACCUAGGCUAUACCUUAGACUGCUUCCAUGCUUUCAUAUCUGCCGAAUAAACUGUGACCCCCCGUCAAACCUACCGAUACACCCCAUCCAGCUACCUCAUGUCGCCGAUUUAUCCGUAUGGAGCUACAUGACAUGAGUUCAGCCUUAUAAAAUUGACCUGGAUUCCACAUCCCUUGUCGUCAACAUACACUAUCGCAUUUGCUGCAGCACCAUUUAUCCCAAGAAACAUCAACUUGGCGAUCGUCAGAACACUUAUAAUCAAAAUUUAUAUUGUCACCUAAAAUCAACUAUGCCUGACACGGCCGUUGUUUUGCCUGAAGUGUCGGCCUCCGCACUCACACCAAAAGCAGUAUAUAAUGGGGGCUACGCCAACGCUACCGAAAUCUGUGUGCGUGUUGCCAAUGGCGGGGCAGGGCAGGCAGGGCUUAUUGGUAAUUGGGCGGACGCUUACAUCCAGUAUCGCGUCUCCCAAGGGUCCCAACCAUUUUUGGUAGCUUGGUACCUCGGUGAUACGACGGAAAGCUUGGCAUUUCUCGCAGAAGGCGAGGUUGAUAUCGCCGUGACGUAUAACAAAGCUGCAGAGGAUCAGGCUAUGAGGAGCAAGUCAGCUAUCAGGAGGGAGUAUGCAUUUCGGGACCAUUUUCUAUUGGCUGGUCCGACAUCAGACCCAGCAGGUCUGGAUAACAUUACGGACAAUGAGGACCGUGUACUUCUGAUGUUCAACCAGAUUGUAUCAAUGGGAAAUAAGGAUAUCCUCACACCUCCAACAGAUCGCUCUGCUGUGAGGUUCCUCUCGCGAUAUGAUAAGAGCGCGACCAAUAUCAAGGAAAGCCAGAUCUUUUGUGAGAUUGGCCAGGUUCCCUGGGCUUAUGCAUAUUCCAAAUGGUAUCACCAAUACCCACGCUUUCCUCUCGAAGCCCUUAGUGCAGCUUCCCUCCUCGCCGAAUACACGCUCUCUGAUCAUGGCAUCUGGCUUUCUUCGCCUGCCAAUGUCAAAUCCAACAUGAAGAUCUACGCUAUAGGGUUGGACUCGGACUCAGAUGCGGACGAGACGAACCCAGAUAUACUUCUUAAUCCUGCUCACAUUCUUCUUGGUGCACGUGCGGACGAGAAGUUCAAGGAGGAGUGCCAACACUUUAUGGACUGGGUGGUCUCGCCUGAUGGAGGACAGAAGGUUAUCAGGGAGUUUAAAAAGGAAGGGGAAGUUUUGUAUUCGGAGGCACCAAAGGCUGCCCAGAGAAAAAUUCAACAGCGUCAGAAGUAAAAUGCUUUGCGAGGAUUGGGUAAAGAGUUUCAGAGCACGUUCUAGCUCUAUGUGUAUUCUCUGACAUGUAUUUGUAACUUGAUGAAAGAAAGCUCUUCAACUGACGUGUGUACGAGGUAUCUCUAGUAUAUAAAGGAUGUUUCGCCAGUAUUUGAUCACAUCAUGUUUUAUACGCAAGUCAAUACUACAUUGGCAU
Messenger RNA from Serpula lacrymans var. lacrymans S7.9, 1930 nucleotides. RefSeq lists its product as uncharacterized. NCBI's taxonomy places the organism in Eukaryota, Fungi, Basidiomycota, Agaricomycetes, Boletales, Serpulaceae. The coding region runs from base 760 to 1734 and encodes 324 amino acids. The record is from RefSeq and is a predicted model, not a curated record. The transcript has 7 exons.